Molecule: messenger RNA, 827 nt
Organism: Frankliniella occidentalis (western flower thrips)
Lineage: Eukaryota; Metazoa; Arthropoda; Insecta; Thysanoptera; Thripidae
Exons: 2
Coding region: 175-516 (113 amino acids)
Source: RefSeq, a predicted model, not a curated record
GCCGGUUGGAUGAGAGGGCACUGAAGACUCACCCCCACCCCGUCAGGCUCAGUGGAUCAAUACUCUGGUCCUGACUGUCUACUGCUUACGUUUGGCCGUCAACCUCGCAGGCGCCGCACAAGUGCAAGGCGAGGACCCUCCAACAGCACCCAGGAUACCAUCGAGGCUGUCGUCAUGGUGAACAUCAGCAUGCAGGAGGGGUCCCUCCCGACCGAGCCGACGGAGUGGACCGAGGAGGACCGCCGCUCGGUGCAUGAGCUGCGGGAGCACCUGCGGCACAUGCGGGAGGUGAUGAACGACAGCGAGUACGCAGACUCGCUCGCGGCCAUGGCCAACACCCCGCCGGGAAAGAAGCCCCGCGUGCACAACCGUGCCAGCGUCAUAGACGGCAGCUUCAUGAGCUUCGUGUUCAUCUUCGUGUUCACUGUCAUCGUCAUUGUCAGCUUCUAUGCCUUCAAGAACCUGUACCACGCUGUGCUCAAGAAGUUCCCAACAGUGCAGCACACGGAGCUUUAAGCGGGCUGCAAAGGGGGUAGCAGGUAGUGUCCUCCCCAGCAGAUAACAGUGCCGAGGAUAAACAUGAAAAUUAAUUCAAUACUGAUUUGUGUGAACUUCCACUUCUUUUCCUUCUAAACGAAGGCUGAAGACUGACCAAGAGUGGCAACUACAAUUUCGGUAGUCAAAACUAUCUAUGCAUCAUAAUGAGACUUUUUAAAACCUUAGAACCCUCAAGGGCUUUCAAUUAACAAGCUUGGUUCCAUGUACUUAAUUAAAGUGAAACUAACAAUUGUUAAACAAUUUUGUAUAAAUGUUUUUGAAUAAAAUAU